Suillus clintonianus is the source of this 700-nucleotide messenger RNA. RefSeq lists its product as uncharacterized. The record is from RefSeq and is a predicted model, not a curated record. NCBI's taxonomy places the organism in Eukaryota, Fungi, Basidiomycota, Agaricomycetes, Boletales, Suillaceae. The annotation marks the transcript as partial. The transcript has 9 exons.
AUGUUUUGGAAAUCUGGCCGACCGCCACUGCCUCGGUACGCUGAACCGGUAAUGUUAACGAAUGGACGUGAAGAUUACUCGAUCCCUAUGAGGCGAAUCGAUGACCCUCCGCCCGGAUUGUAUGGGAGUGUUUGGGAGGAGUUGGUACACCCCUUGGGGGGGACUUAUUACUAUCACAAUAAAAAGAACACAUAUACGUCACUAAAUAUACGCCACAUGGAUCGACAAAGGCUCGAAGAAUUUAUCGAUGUAUCAAGAGCCGCGGCGAAAGAAGACGAUUGGGUAUUGGUUGUUCACCAAAUGAGCUACAGAGGAGAAGACGUAUACCAAUACUACUAUGUGGUCCACAACCUGCGCAUCAUCACCUGGCUCGAUGAUCUGGACGGCUACCUUCUUCUCCGAGAAUGUAUCAAGGCAAGCGAGUGGAGGCAUAAGAGGCUCGAACUAGAAGCUCAGUAUUGGAGACACGUUGAAUUUUUUCCGCACACGUUCCGCAUGACGAGCUCCCAAGUUAGACGCACACGCAGAGAAAUUCUUUGUUACCUUGGAGAAUCACAUGAACGUACAAUAGAAGCUACAACUUUGGCCCAAUCUACUGCAGCUACGAUUUUCUGGACUCUAGACCAAAUGAGACAGGUUGACGCGCAACUUGCUAGUGUCGAAAACGAAAUCAUUGAGGAUACUGGUGUCGUGCUUUGUU